GUCUGACAAAGAUCCAAAGAAAACCCUUUAAUCUUACGGUGUAGCCUCCUCUCAAACAGAGACGCGUCUUCGCCUAACACCACUGCUCAAUAGCCAAGUCUCGCUUCCAUCGAUUCUUCGUUUGUUAUUCGGCCGUGUGACGUCGAAGUCUCUUGCUAUACGAGCUGUGCAACGAAGGAUGGAGGUUGUUUUGGCGUCGUCGUCUCUAGACGGCGGAAUAGGGUGCUGGGAUCUUCACACCGGCGCGGAGCAGCUCCGCUAUAAAUCUUGCUCCUCCCCUUCUCACGGCCUUGUCGCCGUCGGUCCUCGCUUCAUCGCCUCCUCUCAGCUUCGAGAACCUUCAGCAACAUCUGGUUCCGUUCUCUUCUGGUCCUGGUCCAAGCCUCAAGUUGAAGUGAAGAGCUUUCCCGCUGAACCUAUUAAGCCCCUUGCUUCUAAUCACCUGGGAACCUUCAUUGCUGGUGGAGCUUUGUCUGGGGAUAUUUACUUGUGGGAAGUUGAAACCGGUAGAUUGCUUAAGAAGUGGCAUGCACAUUUAGGGGCGGUUACUUGUCUGGUUUUUUCUGAAGAUGACUCGCUGUUGGUUUCUGGUUCUCGAGAUGGAACCGUAAGAGUUUGGUCUCUCUUCAUGAUAUUCGAUGAAUUCAGAGGUCAGCUGGCUAAUAAUCUUUAUGAGUAUAGUUUUUCCGGGCACACCCUGUGUGUGACUGAUGUUGUGAUUGGUAAUGGAGGGUGCAAUGCAAUUAUUGUGUCAGCUUCUGAGGAUAAAACUUGCAAGGUAUGGAGCUUAUCGAGGGGAACACUACUAAGAAAUAUAGUAUUCCCUUCACAUAUUGAUUCCAUUGCAUUGGAUCCAGCUGAACAUGUCUUUUAUGCUGGCAGUAGAGAUGGAAAAAUAUUUAUUGCGGCACUUAGCACUGAAAGCGUUGCUAGUAAUAAUUGUGGGAUGCAUAUCAUUGGUUCUUUUUCUAACCAGAGCAAGACAGUUACUUGCUUAGCAUAUAGCAUGAGUGGGAAUUUGUUAAUAUCCGGGUCAGAGGAUGGAAUGGUUCGUGUUUGGGAUGCAAGAACUCGAACCAAUGUCCGCGUGUUCAAACAUGCUAAAGGGCCUGUAAAUAAUAUUCUUGUUGUUAGACGAGAAAACUCAAGUAAUCACAUAUCUUCUAAUGUACAAACAUCAUCAAGAAAGCAAGGGGCUAAUUUACCCCCUCCAUUGGAAAAAUAUGCAAAUUCCAUACAUGAAGACUCAGAUAUGAACACUACGAUCACUCUUGGGGGUGACAGGAGUUCCGUAGAUCUUUCAUACCUCAGUUCUCAUGUGAUAUCUAAUUACGUUAAGGAACUUCAGCAUCAAGGAUCAGCUGCUGCUUCUGAAAUGGAAACGGAGAAACUAAAACAUGAUUACCAAAGGGCAAUGCAAAUGGCUAACCAAUGGAAGAAAAUGUAUGAAAACUUAAAUAAAUUUUGUGUGAAAGAACUGUUGGAUGGUAGUCAAGCCAGAACCUUAGAUGAAAAUCACAAUUAAGACAUUUCUCUCUGGUAGUUAACUUUUCAAUUUUGUAGGUAGAAUUUGUAGAUCUUUAGCAUCAUUAAAUUUGCUAUGUUGGUUUUGGUCCCUUAACCGGUUUCUUCUUUAUGUUAAAAGAAUUGAUUAUGCGAAGCAAUUGACAAUCUUGGUAAAACGUUUUGGCAUA
Vigna radiata var. radiata (mung bean) is the source of this 1694-nucleotide messenger RNA. RefSeq names its product protein ROOT INITIATION DEFECTIVE 3. The transcript has 8 exons. Lineage: Eukaryota; Viridiplantae; Streptophyta; Magnoliopsida; Fabales; Fabaceae. Gene Ontology annotation, molecular function: protein binding. The record is from RefSeq and is a predicted model, not a curated record. Gene Ontology annotation, cellular component: nuclear pre-replicative complex. The coding region runs from base 179 to 1525 and encodes 448 amino acids. Gene Ontology annotation, biological process: rRNA processing; DNA-templated DNA replication.